Messenger RNA from Eublepharis macularius, 1731 nucleotides. RefSeq names its product leucine rich repeat containing 34 (gene LRRC34). The transcript is spliced from 11 exons. NCBI's taxonomy places the organism in Eukaryota, Metazoa, Chordata, Lepidosauria, Squamata, Eublepharidae. Gene Ontology annotation, molecular function: protein binding. The record is from RefSeq and is a predicted model, not a curated record. The coding region runs from base 68 to 1321 and encodes 417 amino acids.
CAGUCGCCAUAGCAACCCUGGCACUGGCGCGUGCCCUUUGCAAGAAAGUCUGCUGCAACAGCUCGUUAUGCGGUAUCCUCUAAGCCUCGACCAGCAGUAUUCCCAAGCCUGCAAAGAGCUGAAGCAGCCGGAGAAUCCGUUCAUAUUCCACAUUUUUCAAGAAGUGAACCUAGAUGAUGACAUACUGACCAAAGAAAUCACUAUAAAGAUAGCUGGAAAUAACCGAUUGAUUCCGGUGGUGAAGGUUAUAGAUGGGGACUUCCAAGUACUGGCGGCUGUCUUUUCGAAAAACGUGUUUCUUACAGGACUGGACCUGAGGUACAACCUGUUAACGGAUGCUGCCGCAGCCCACAUAGCUGCCUUCCUUCAGGAUAAUCGUACCCUACGUUACCUCAACCUGAUGUUUAAUGACAUUGGUACUGCUGGAGCAGAAUUCAUAGCUAAAGCACUGCAUAGGAAUGAAACUCUGACACACCUAAGAAUGACAGGCAACAAGAUCGACAACAAAGGGGGGAUGCACUUUGCAGCGAUGAUGCAGAUCAACACGACCCUGCAGAAGUUAGACCUCGGAGACUGUGAUCUGGGAACACAGAGUCUGAUCGCACUCGCAACAGUUUUGAAUCACAACAAAUCUAUCAGAGCCAUAAACCUGAACCGGCCGAUACUGUACAGUGAAGAGGAAGAAUCCACAGUCCACCUGGCCCUGAUGUUGAGAGUCAACAGCACUCUCCUCGAGCUGCAUUUGUGUAAGCACGAAAUGAAGAAUUUUGGCAUCGAACGGUUGUGUGACGCACUGUAUGAAAACUGCAGCUUGCGAUAUCUUGACCUGAGCUGUAACAAAAUUACGCGAGACGGAGUUGGAUUUCUGGGGAAGCUGUUAAAACGGAACAAUACCCUGGAAAUCCUGGAUCUCAGUUUUAACAGGAUAGAAGACGACGGUGCUUUCUACCUUAGUGAGGCGCUAGCUUGGCACAACCGGACCCUUCAAGCGUUAUCAGUGACGAGCAACAACAUAACUGGGCAAGGACUGGUGGCGCUUUCAGAGGCAAUGAAAAUAAGCGAAGUACUUUCCUAUAUCUACAUUUGGGGAAACAAGAUUGAUGAACCUACGUGCGUGGCCUUUGCAGACCUACUUGAAAGUGGCCGCCUGAAGCCGACCAACACAGAUGUUGAACCCUAUGUAGUGGAUGGGCGCACAUACCUCGCUGAACUUUCCCAUGGCCUCAAGAGACAUUACUAUUGGACACCAAGCUACGGAGAGCCUGAUAACAAGGAUGCCAAUGCCUCUCUAGCUAUAAAACCUGUUGCAGAGCAUUUGUGAAUCAUCUUACAGGUCUCUACAUGUGAGAUUGUCAGAAUUUGGGUCUCCCUUUAAGGCAAUUGCAUGUAGUUCCCUGGAAGAGUUCAUUUUUGCAGAUGAAAAACCUGGAUGGAUUAUAAUCACUCCAUUGAUCCACAAUCCUGUGAUCAAAGUCUGAGUUAGUUGCAGUUAGUCUUAAACCAGAUCCCUUGAAACCAACGGGACUAGAGUAAUGACUAUAUUACUUUGUCGCUUUCUUUGGCUCUUUAAGCGUGACUAAUUUCAGCUAUAUAAAAAGCAUACGGUGAAAUCCUAAACGAUUAGGAUUUCACUGUUAAUAUAGUAAGAUAUAAUGCCUUAAUACAAAGCACUCCUUAUAAUAACUAUUUUCAAAGUAGGAUUGUAGUGUGUUAGAAAUAAGUGCAACUAAA